AAAUUUUUUGCCUUUGUAUGCUCUUUGCCUUUAAAUUAUUCACCUACUCUUUUCUGAAAAGACAGCAAAAUACACAGACAAUGUCCUCAUUUUCUCAAGGCGGCAGCAGAAGCAAUAACAAGCGCGCGCACAAUAGCGGCGGCAGUGCCCAUGACUCCACAUCUCUCGAACGCAGAAAACACCUACGUAAUUCAAACUCACAGCAAAUGACACUCAAUUCAUUUUUCAAAGGCAAAAAUUCCACCAGCACCAGCAAAGAGACAGAUGCAGAGGGCACUUCCAGCAGCACAGUGCAGUGGUCUGACAUUGACGGCACCUGGAUUGGAACGUUCCGCAACCCAGAAGCCUCUGACAAAUUCGCAGCUUUCGACUUGGACAAAACCCUGGUGGAUGUCCGGGGCACACACAAGUUCCCCAAGGGCGCCGACGACUGGCAGUUCUUCCACCCGGGCGUGCCCAAGUUCGUGCAGCGCGCCCAUGCGCAAGGAUAUAAGAUUGUGAUAUUGUCCAAUCAGCUUGGGCUGAAGCAAGCUAAGGGGAAAAGCGAGCUGGCUAAGGGGAAAAGCGAGCUGACAAAGGGCGCGAGGGACUAUCGGCUGAAGAUUCAGAAUAUCGCACUGCAGCUGGAUACUCCGUUUAUGCUUUUGGCGGCGACGACCAAGAGCUACAUGCGGAAGCCGAGCCCCGGAAUGUGGUUUAUGGCGGAGCACAAUAAUGACGCGGUGGAGGUCAAUCGCCGGGCAAGUUUCUUUGUCGGCGAUGCCGCUGGCCGGCCCAUGGGCAGCGGGUCCAGGGGGUUGGCGGACUUUAGUGACUCCGACCUGGUUUUUGCGCGCAACGCCGGCGUGCCGUUUUACACCCCCGAGGGCGUCUUUACUGACGAGAUCUGCGCUAUGGAACAGCCACUGCCGCUUUACCAAGCACAGUCAUGGGCGAUUCGCCGAUUCCAUCCCAGCUCACUAGCUGAUGGGAAUAAGCCAGCUCUCGACGCACUGCUUGCGCAGCUACGUGCCGAGGUCGAGGAUGCGCAAACUAGCGGCAGUGGCCGCGGGCUUUUGGUCGUUCUUGUGGGCCCACCGGCGAGUGGGAAAUCAACAUUUACACAGCGAUAUCUCGAGCCAUUGGGGUUUGAGAGAGUCAAUAUGGAUCUACUGAAGACGCGCAAAAAGUGCGUCGACGCGGUGACAAAAAUCCUCGAUGCCAAAGGAUUCGCCGCCCUGGACAACACCAAUCCGGACGCGAAAUCGCGCGCAGCGUAUUUGAAAUUGGCCGAGCGGGCUGGCGCAGGCACGCGUGCCGUGGCGGUGGUGUUCGGCGGUGGCGAUGGCGAUGGCGAUGGCGAUUCGAUUAGGGAAGUUGUGGCGCAUAAUAAUGCGUUUCGCGCGCAGGUUGACCAGGCACGGUGGUUCUCGCGUGGACGCAGGGGCGAUUCUGUGGUGCGGCUGCCGUUGCUGGGAGAGAGUGUGCCGGCGGUGGCGGUGAAUAUUUUUUUCAAAAAAUUCGUUAUGCCCGUCGAGGCUGAGGGCUUUGCGAAGGUUUUGGGGUGCCCGUUUGUUCCGUUCUUCGAGUCUGCCGACGACGAGGUGCUGUGGAACCAGUACUACUGAAAGGAUUGAGGCAUUUUUAGUUGGAAAUAAGAAUAAGAACAAGAAUAAGAAUAAGAA
Kickxella alabastrina is the source of this 1664-nucleotide messenger RNA. Its product is annotated as polynucleotide kinase 3 phosphatase-domain-containing protein. Bases 18 to 1607 code for a protein of 529 amino acids. Gene Ontology annotation, biological process: DNA repair. Lineage: Eukaryota; Fungi; Kickxellomycota; Kickxellomycetes; Kickxellales; Kickxellaceae. The transcript has 2 exons. Gene Ontology annotation, molecular function: polynucleotide 3'-phosphatase activity; double-stranded DNA binding; ATP-dependent polydeoxyribonucleotide 5'-hydroxyl-kinase activity. The record is from RefSeq and is a predicted model, not a curated record.